AUGCCCUCGCUCGCCCAGGUUCGCGCCGCUAAUGCGGCGUACAAGCCCGCCUACGUCCCGGUCGCGCUCUUCGUGGGUGGCACCUCCGGCGUCGGGCAGGCCUGCGCGAAGGCCUUCGCGUGCGUCACGAACGGCAACGCGCACAUCAUCGUCUGUGGGCGCAACCGCGCCGCGGGCGAAGCGACCAUCGCUUCCUUCCCGAAACCGUCUACGACGUCAGGAGAGCAGAAAUGGAAGCACGAGUUCGUCGAGUGCGACGCGUCGCUGAUGAGGAACGUCCACCGGACGACGUCGGACCUGCUCGCGCGCCUGGACAGGCUCAACUUCCUCUCGGUCUCGCCCGGGAUCUUCUCUGUGAACGGCCGCACGGAGACGGAGGAGGGGUUGGAUCGCAAGCUGGCGGUGCAUUACUACGCGCGCUGGAAGUUCAUUCACGACUUGAUGCCCCUCCUGCGCAAGGCGAAGGAACGGGGCGAGGACGCGGGCGUCUUGACGAUCCUCGGCGCCGGCUCGGGCGGGCCGAUCGACCUCAACGACCUAGGGUUGAAGAAGAACUACACGCUGAGUAACGCGGCAAAGAGCUCGAUCACGUACAACGACCUCAUGGUCGAGUCCUUCCACGAGCAGAACCCCGACAUUGGGUUCACCCACCAAAAUCCCGGCGGGGUCAACACCAAUAUCUUGAGGCACUCCGACAUCCCCGGCAAGUCGAUCUUGCAGGCCCUCUUUUAUCCCCUCUCAGCUGCGCUCACGCGCUCACCCGAGGAGGCCGGACACUUCCUCCUCUAUGCGCUGCUGCAAGGCGCGCAGAAGGGCGGUGUGUACCGGCGCAAUCCGGAUAGCGUGGACAUCGGGAAGGAUAAGUACUUCGGGAGCGAGGAGGCGAGGAAGAAGUUGUGGGAGCACACGGUCGAGGCGACGAAGGUGGCAUAG
This is a messenger RNA of Gloeophyllum trabeum ATCC 11539, 933 nucleotides long. Its product is annotated as NAD P-binding protein. NCBI's taxonomy places the organism in Eukaryota, Fungi, Basidiomycota, Agaricomycetes, Gloeophyllales, Gloeophyllaceae. The record is from RefSeq and is a predicted model, not a curated record. Bases 1 to 933 code for a protein of 310 amino acids. The transcript has 2 exons.